CACAGGACAAAAGACUCCCCUUCCCAGCUUCCCCAAAGCUACUUUCCCAUAAGCUUCUUUCUUGUUGGCCUUCUUCUUGCUCUUGCUUGCUUGCCUUGUUGCUUGUUGCUUCUUGAGCUACUCUCCUCCUUGCACAAGUCUGUGUUUUGUGCUGCAGACUUCAGCAUAAGGGUGAAGCAAAGGAUUCUGAUUGUGUCUAACCAGGGUUCCUGAGAAGCCAUGUUUCAUGGUGGCAGGCCUUUGUCCCUCAGGGGCUCUCUCAAGGCGCUUGAAGCUGAUAUCCACCAUGCCAACACCCUGGCGCAUGCUAUACACAGGGCCUAUGGAGGUGCUUGUGUGCAGAUGAGGCUGUCUUACAGCUCCAUGGCUCCAAUCAUCCUCAACCUCAUCCAGUGGAUGGAUUGCAGUUGCUCCCUUUCAUACACCCUCCCUAGUUACCUAGGUCUCCUUGAGGUUCUUGUGUACAAGGUAUAUGUUGAUGAGGAUGCCUCUAUAUCCACCAACAUUGAGAGGAGGGCAAGCCUCAAGGAAUUCUAUGCUGUAAUAUAUCCAUUCUUGCAACAACUUGAGGGGAACUUGAUGGAGAAAGAUUGCAAGGAGAAAGGAUGGUCCAAAGAGGCCUCCGGCGGCGGCCGGAAGCUUUACGCCGAUGAUGAGGACGACGAGAGGGAAGAUGAGUGCGGCAUUUGCCUGGAGGCUUGCACCAAGAUGGUCCUUCCAAACUGCAACCAUGCCAUGUGCAUCAACUGUUAUCGAGACUGGUAUACAAGAUCCCAGUCAUGCCCGUUCUGCCGCGGGAGCCUGAAGAGGGUCCGAUCAAGAGACCUUUGGGUGCUCACCAGAGACGACGACGUGAUCGACACCGUGACCCUGGAGAAGGAGAACGUGAGGCACUUCCACAGCUUCAUCGACAGCUUGCCACUCAUAGUACCUGACAACCUCUUGUUGGUCUACUACGAUUACCUAGUCUGACUGAAGCUCACCUCUGCUUCUGAAAGAGAUCGAGAUUCAGAGUUCAGUGUGUGUUCCGGCAGCCGACCAUCCUCUGCAGAUCGAGUCUGGCUAGCGAAAUGCCGUCCAGCGGCGAAGACGAGAUGACAACCGUUGCUCCUUAUUAGGGCUGGCUCUGCGUAAUUCGCAUUGUUUGUUGUAAUAAGUGUAUAUACAGAAUUAAAAAGAGAUAUUGGGAAGAUGGCUUCUCAGGUUUAACAACUUGUUUGGCAGUUCUGCUCUGGCAAAUUGCCAACUGAUUCAGAAAGAAGGAACGGGUGCUGGGUGCUUAUUUUCCUGCACCAAAUGUCAAAUUAUUUGCG
This is a messenger RNA of Oryza brachyantha (malo sina), 1313 nucleotides long. Its product is annotated as E3 ubiquitin-protein ligase AIRP2-like. Gene Ontology annotation, molecular function: ubiquitin protein ligase activity. The transcript has 5 exons. Bases 220 to 972 code for a protein of 250 amino acids. Lineage: Eukaryota; Viridiplantae; Streptophyta; Magnoliopsida; Poales; Poaceae. The record is from RefSeq and is a predicted model, not a curated record. Gene Ontology annotation, biological process: protein ubiquitination.